AUCCAAAUGAGAGGACAAAGAAGAGUCUCUCUUCGCCGAUUCCCAAUUUGUACAGAGCGUAACGUUUCUCUAUCCCUAUAUUCCGGCUUUUACAUCGUCACCUAACAGAGGGCUCCUUGAAUUGGCUGUUUAUGAGAUACAAACAUCUUGAUUUGCUACAGGACUGGAGCUUUAUUUGCUAAAGGGGAAUGAUGCCAGAAACACCCACUGGGUUGCGGAGAUCAAAGCGGCUUGGUGAUAUCCAGCUCCAGCCUGCCCAUCAAACUAAUGCACAAGAAGACGAUAUGACAAUUCCAACCCAGAAUGGAACCAGAAGAAGAGUGGGAGGUGGAAGAGGAAGGGGACGGGGAAGGAGUAAUGUAGCAGCUGUAGCAAAAGGGCCUUCAACAGGAGCUCGUGGGAGACCAGUCGGUGCGCGUAGAGCGAAUGCUGUUAGAUCAAUAGAACUGUGUCUUGCGCCGCCUUGUCAAGUUUUUCCUCAAACGUUUGACCCUGAUUUAGUAGAUCCGGCUUUUAAUAAAAUAGAAGGUCCAGGAGACAAAGAUGUAGCCAAAGCUGGUCGUAGUGCAGAUAAAAUAAUGGGAGCUGAAGAAGCCAACACAACUCCCGUUCCUCAGAGGGUGCAAGUGGCCUAUUCUCCUGUAUAUAUAACUGAAAAGAAGUUGGGCAAAGGUGGUUUUGGGCAAGUCUAUGCUGGUAGGAGAGUUAGCGGGGGAAUCGGCAGGCUGGGACCAGAUGCUGUCCAGGUUGCAAUAAAAUUUGAACACCAAAACAGUAAGGGCUGCAACUACAGCCCUCCCAAUGAAUGGCAAGUGUAUGACAAUGUGAAUGGGUGCUAUGGAAUUCCAUGGGUUCACUACAAGGGGCGUCAGGGAGAAUUUUAUGUUAUGGUUAUGGACAUGCUUGGACCAAGCCUUUGGGAUGUAUGGAAUACUUCUGGACAAUCGAUGCCACCAAGUAUGGUGGGCUGUAUUGCAAUGGAGGCAAUUUCAAUUCUUGAAAAGCUUCACUUGAAGGGCUUUGUGCACGGUGAUGUCAAGCCAGAGAAUUUUUUGCUUGGACAGCCAGGAACUGUUGAUGAAAAGAAGCUGUAUCUUGUUGAUCUUGGUUUGGCAACUAGAUGGAAAGACUUAGCAUCCGGUGAACAUGUUGAAUAUGACCAGCGACCUGAUAUAUUUAGGGGUACACUUAGAUAUGCAAGCGUACAUGCACACUUGGGUCGUACUGGAAGUCGAAGGGAUGACCUCGAGUCUCUAGCAUACACACUGAUAUUCCUCAUGAAGGGAAGGCUGCCAUGGCAGGGCUGUCAGGGUGACAACAAGAACUUUCUUGUUUGUAAAAAGAAGAUGGCCAUUUCGCCAGAGUUGAUGCGGUGCUUCUGUCCUGCUCCAUUCCAGCAAUUUUUUGAGGCUGUAAUAAACAUGAAGUUUGAUGAGGAGCCAGAUUAUGUAAAGCUUAUAACCUUCUUUGAUACCGUUGUUGAGCCAUGCGCUUCUCUGAGGCCAAUAAAAAUCGAUGGAGCUCUCAAGGUUUGGCAGAAGAGGGUAAGGUUGACCCUAAACUUAGAGGAAGAUGAGCAACCAAGGAAGAAAGUACGACUUGGUAAUCCUGCAACACAAUGGAUUUCAGUUUACAAUGCACGACACCCAAUGAAGCAGAGGUAUCACUUCAAUGUUGCAGAGCCAAGAAUCUUGCAGCAUGUGGAGAAGGGUAAGGCAGACGGUUUGUAUAUCAGCUCUGUGGCUUCUGGAGGAAACCUUUGGGCCAUAGUCAUGGAUGCAGGGACAGGUUUUUCUUCACAGUGUUUUGAGAUUUCAGAUGGCUUCCUUCAGAAGGAUUGGAUAAUGGAGCAAUGGGAAAAGAACUUCUACAUUACCUCCUUAGCUGGUGCGGAUAACGGGCAUUCCUUGAUUGUUAUGUCUAAAGGAACUCCCUAUACUCAGCAGUCUUACAAAGUGAGUGAUUCGUUUCCGUUCAAAUGGAUAAACAAAAAGUGGAAAGAAGGUUUCUUUGUCACAUCCAUGGCCACUGCCGGCAGUCGUUGGUGCGUGGUGAUGUCCAGAAAUGCUGGAUAUUAUGACCAGGUUGUAGAGAUUGAUUUUCUUUACCCAAGUGAUGGAAUUCACAGACGGUGGGAGACUGGUUACAGAAUAACAUCCAUGGCUGCUACGCCUGAUCAAGCUGCCUUUAUUAUGAGCACACUAAGAUAUAAGUCAGUUGAAGAGGGUCAGGAGACCCUGCGCACCUCAGCUUUUCCAUCUACUCAUAUAAAGGAGAAGUGGUCCAGAAAUCUGUAUAUCGAUUCGGUUUGCUAUGGCAGAACUGUGAGCUAAAUGGUGUCAGCAGGUGUUUUAUGAAGAGGCAGUUAUAAAUGUAUGUAUUCCAUUCUGCUGGAUUAUUAGCUCCUUUCCAUUCUCCUUUUGCAACUGUAUGAUAGCAAAAGCUGUUGCUGUUUUACUAGACUUAAACGUAGGCUUGGCGAUGAAGAUCCAUCAAGAAUAAGGGAUGGGUCUUCAAAGUUCUAAGUCUGAAUUUUCUCUUUUCUUUUCAAUAAUGGGAACCCUCAAAC
Messenger RNA from Cuscuta campestris, 2569 nucleotides. Lineage: Eukaryota; Viridiplantae; Streptophyta; Magnoliopsida; Solanales; Convolvulaceae. The record is from the annotation of a GenBank genome assembly.